Messenger RNA from Ochotona princeps (American pika), 4882 nucleotides. RefSeq names its product KIAA0753 ortholog. Gene Ontology annotation, cellular component: centriolar satellite. The record is from RefSeq and is a predicted model, not a curated record. NCBI's taxonomy places the organism in Eukaryota, Metazoa, Chordata, Mammalia, Lagomorpha, Ochotonidae. Bases 670 to 3576 code for a protein of 968 amino acids. Gene Ontology annotation, biological process: centriole replication; protein localization to centrosome. The transcript is spliced from 19 exons.
GUUGUGUCACCUGACUUAUUCUGGAACCAUGGGGAUGGCUCGCUUUCUCCUAGUGGCAUGGACCGUUGGCCUCUGACACAUGGAAGGCAUCAAGGGGAAAGGACCAACCCCAUGGAAAUUGCAGAGGCCUGGCCCCCACUCUGCAGACUGCGUGUUGCCACCUCGCCCCCACCUGUGAUGGUGUUCGUCCAGUUGGGAUUGCCUCUCUCGAGUACCUGCCGUCUGCUUUUCUGAUCAUGAUCUACAGCAGCAGAAUAAGCAAGCGUGGACGGCUGCCAUUACACUCCGAUGGACAUGCUGGUCUUUAAGGAUAUCCUGUCUCCCAGCCCUGGAUUUACUCAAAAGCUGAAAUUAGGGAGUUUUGUGUGUGUCUGUUUUUGUUCUUUUUAUUCUAACGUGCAAUUUCCCAAUUGGUUUACUAUAGGUUUCUUUGAGACAGAUUUCCCAGGGCAUUUAAAACUAGGCUGUUCACAGAACAUCAGCUUAACACAUUUAAAUUGUCCAGUGUGCUCUGACCUCUGAGUUGUGAAAAGCAGAGGAGCAAGACCCAAGCCCUCCUCCUCAAGGAACGGUCGCUGCCGUGCAGCUGGGACUGCGAGACAUUUCCCCGUGUGACAGGAAAGCCUGCCGCCUGGUGACCAGACUCACUGCUGCCCUGUGUUGUCUGCCAUGAUGGGACCGAGCCAGCCAGCCUCAGCAUAUGUCCAUCUAGCAUCUGGGACCCAGCUGGACGGGAGCAGGGACCCCGGGAAACCUCAGGCCCCCCAGACCCAGCUGCAAUUCAACAGGAAUGUUCCUACACACUCAGGCAACUUGGCAGUCCGAUACUCCUCCCCACAUGGAAUUAGAAUUGAAAAGCUAAAGCACGGGUACAAUGAAUCAUACCAUUGUAAAGAUUCAGAUUUGAGAGUCGGUCCUGACCCAAGAGGCUCUGUUUCAUUUUCCGUUGUAUCAGAAGAGAGACUUAGCUAUGCCGUCCACCUAGCCAAAAGAGAUGUGAAACGAAGACAAUUUGAAGAACAUAUAAGAGAACAUAAUAUCAGGAGUCAGCCCCGAAGUUCUCAGAAAUGUGGACACACUAAGUGUAAAAUGCCUGACCACAGAGUGGAGAGGAAGGAGCCUGUGGGCCAAGAAGCCUGUCGGGGCAGCCAUCAGCCGUCCCACGCAGGGGUUUCUGGCUCAGGCGCCAAGGUGUACCUCUACACUCCCCCCUCAGGACAGUUGGAUCUGGGUGAGCCAAAUUCACCACCCACACAUGAUCCAGGACUUCAGGCACAACCCAGGCCAAGUGACCACAAGAACUUCUGUGAACAGAAAUGCCUGCAGGAAGUUCAGCGACUCCAGAAAGAACUGAGCAAUUGUAUCCACAAAAUUGAAGCGGUCACUGCAAAAGAUAGACUAGAAGAAGAUUUGGAUCCAGAGGAAGAGCGCCGAAUCUGCGUCAGGAGACAGGAGCAAGCUGUUCGCGCUGCCCGGAUGCUCUACGUCCUCCAACAGCAGGUAAAAGAAAUCCAGGAAGAAUUGGAUAAAUUGAGUCCGCAUAGAGUUAAACACACCAAGAAGUCAUGGGCCAUGUCUAGGCUGGCAGCUGCCCACCGAGGAGCCAUUCGGGCCUUGCAGAUGUUUGUCACCCAGUUUACUGACCGAGGGGAACACCCCAUUCCUGCCCGCUGUAAGGAGCUGGGAAGCCUUAUUCGCCAGCUUUCACUUUGUUCUGCCAAACUGGAUGCGGAUUCUUCUGUCCCUGAUGUGGUUAUUGAUAUUCUGCAACAAAUUGAGGCUUUGGAAUCUCUCCUGGAAAAGAAACUGUCACCAAAAAAGGUGAAGAAAUGUGUAGGUGACAGUCGAAGCCGAUUUCCAAUUGGAAGCCAAAGGACCUUCGCAACAUGGCCAAGUCCAUCACCUAAGAAUGAACGGAGGCCCUUUGUGGAAAAGGAGAUAGUUCCACAGGACACAGGGCUGCCUGCAGUGGCACAGAAGCUUCUGGCUGAUAAGCACCAGCCUGGCCAAGACUUUCCCAUGGCACAGAGGUCGGAGAGAGAGCUUGAGGCGUUAGAUGCGGAUAUCGCUCUGGAGCAAGCCCCGUUCAUCCUAGAUCAGAGUCCAAGGUGCGGGAACGAGGCUUCGGCCCUGCCAAAAGCCAGAAUAGCCACCAAGAAGCCUGCGGCAGAGAAUGUGCCACUGAGGAGGAAGGAUGCUCUGGCCCCCGCAAGACCACAGCAGAGCUUACACAAACCUGAAAGAACCAAGCUGAUAAGCCAGCCUCCCAGCAAAAGCAGGUUGCAACAGGCAACAGUUUCAUCCCGAUUGAAAAUGAAGCAGCAGCCUGUGAAAGACAGCCGGGCUCCCUGGAUCCCUCCAAACCCCACGUCCCCGCCAGCGUCUCCCAAAUGCGCUGCGUGGCGGAAGGUGAAGUCCAGCCCCAGAGGAGCUGCCAAAGAGCAAGGUCUGCAGCAAGAAGACACUCCAGAGCAAAAGCAGUGGAGAGAUGUUGAGCACGAAGCAGCCAGGCUUGCUUGGCUUGAUGCUGAAACUUCUAAAAGAUUGAAGGAACUAGAAGAACUAAAAGCCAAAGAAAUGAACAAGAUGCAAAAACAGAGGCUUGAGUGGCUUGGUGCUGAAACUUCUAGAAGAACAAAGGAACUGAAUGAACUGAGAACCGAAGAAAUGGAUAGACUCCAAAAAGUAAGCAUUUCUGCCACCCAGUUAGCAGACAAGGUGGAAGAGGCAGUUCUGGAGCGUUUGAAGCCUCUCUUGUUGAAGGCCCAGAGAGCUGGCUCUUCCGAGGAAGCAACUGCUCAGCUAAAGGAUUACCUCGCAGGGGACACAGUGACGGCCCAGCCUGCGGAGGAGGCUACAGCUCUUGAUUCUGAAGGCAACAACGUUCAUCAGCUGGAUGAUUUUCUGGAAAACACUGCUCAUGAACUCUGGGCUGUGACGCGUGCAAAGAUCUUGGGGUCUGAAUCCUCAGCCACCUUGGGGGACAGCCCAAAUCUGGAGACUAUGAUGAUUCGAAUGGAGGAGAUGGAAAAAUAUCAAGAGACGGUUCGUCAAAGAUAUAAUAAAAUUGUGUAUGCUGAUCCUCAGUUUUGGAUGCAUGAAGAAAGUAAUGACCAGAAAGUUUCAGCAGUCAGUGAAAGGCCUCUGGCUCCUCAUCCAAUCAAGAUCACAAAGACAGUGACACGUAAGGACGGAGCUGUGAACAUCAUGUUGGAACGACCAUGCAAUGGCAAUUCUCUGCAUGAAAGUUUGACUACAGAGGAGAGAUCAGAAAAAGGGGGGACUCCCCUCCACUUCCUCAUAGAAGACUCCCAGCAAGAAAAAGGGGGGACUCUCCUCUUCGUCCCACCAGCCAUGCGGCGCAGCAUUGGUGACUACAGUAGCCGUUUUGAGCAGUACCUCCGGGUCAUCUCUCACGAGGCUGUGGGUGCCUUCAACCCGUGGCUCAUAGCUGAGAGCUUCUCAGAAGAGCUGGUAGAUGAAGCUCUGGGGGCCGUGGCUGCCGAGCUCCAGGACAUGUGCGAAGAUUAUGCAGAAGCCGUGUUCACCUCCGAGUUCUUAGAGGCCGCUGCGUGACAGCUCUUCGAGGUGGGGCCAACACACCACACAGAAUGAGGGAUGGCACCCCUGCUCUGAGCCCCUGCGAGGCUGUCUGCUCCAUGGCCCACCUACAUCCUGAGCUGCUGCCCGCUGAAGGCAGGAGGUGCCCGCAAGAACGUUCUUGCUUUGCGGUCUAUUGUUGACACAUUAGUGCUGCUGGAGCCCAUGAUACAAUGCGUGACAUUGACCACUGUCCCAGAAACAGGAAUUGAUAAUGACAAUACAGUAUUUUCAGGAUGUAUCAUUUUUCCAUGAAAUAUUAUGUUCCUUCCUGCAGUUCAGUCUGGCGAUCUCAGUGUUUGGAGAGGUAAUAGGUCAGUGUGUUUGGCCCGGGGACUCAAGUUGCUGCUGAAUGCACAGGCGGCCAUGCUGCCGACACCAAUGCAGUUCCUGUCUGGUCCCAUCACCGGCUCCAGUUGUCCCUGUAUGGCAGACUGCUGUUGGUUACGGGCUGGCUGCAGCUCCCUGGCAGCAGGAGCUGCCUAUGGUCAGCCCGCAGAAAUGAAUGUGCAUUUGUGCAACUCGCCUGACGGGUGCCAGCCCCAGCGACAGCCCCAGUGACUCCACAGACAGCUCCUCAGUCUGCAUUGUGACUGCUGACAGGGCAGGCACAGGAAGCCGUCCCUGCACCCUGAGGAGUGGGAAAACUGCAGCACAGAGGACUGGGCCUGUGCCCAGCCGGCAUGGGGGUACAGGGCACCCGGCUCCAUUUCCGUGCACAGAGAAACGCUAUGUGGGAGAAAAGAGCCCUGGGUCCCCCAGGGAGAGGACGACACUGCAGACCUGGGCAGCUCGUCCGUGGGUCGGCAGGAGGACAUCCUCUGUAGGAACGGUGAAUUCAGGAGAAGCAGCAGAGUGUAGACGAGCAGGAGGCCGCUGCCUGGAGGAAGUGUCCCCUGAUCUUUACUCUUACCUGAGACACGGAGAGCGGAAUGUGAAGAGUGGACGCCGGCCCCCCACCCCACGCCCCCAUGAGCACCGUGAGGCUCUGUGUACUACGCACGCUGUUGUUGUCUGGGGCUUUUUGUCUGAAGUGCAAAUAUUUCAGGUGAUCAUUGAAGCUGUUUGAUCACACUUGUGAAAAAGUCAGUUUUCAUGUAAUGUUACUGUUUUGCUGCUUAGUUUUGUGUAACUUGAGAAUGUGAAGGCCUUCAAGGGAAAUCACGGGCCUUAAUCUGGGGGAGUGAGUGUGCGCACGCUUGAAUUGCCAGGCACACCUUGCCUUACUUGGGUAGUUUUUACUGUACUGAUUUUGUAAAAAUAAAUUCAGUAUUUUGAAGUA